UUGCCAUGGACAUUGAUUUAUGCAGGUUAAGUAUUUUGAGAUGGGGAGAAGCAGAAUGGCUUGCUGAUGACAUGCCUUAAUCUUGCCAUGGACAUUGACAGGCCUGAAUCUGAUGGACAAGACACUUGCAGUUUGGAGCGCUAGGCUUGCCUGCACCAUCUAUAUUGUGGAGACAGCCAGUCCGUCGAAAAUAUCCUGACCGCAUGCACGGAUGUUGUGCGUUCUUGUUCAUGUCCAAUCUCAUCGGUUUGUGCACACUCAACAAGCCAUGACUGAGCAAGAAGCACGCCAAAUAUUAGGUAUCAGUGAAGACGAGAUGGGACGAGAUCAUGAAGGAGAACUUGCAGCACCUCAACUCUCUCCGCACUUGACCAACUGUUUCUUUUAUGUAAGGGAUCCCUCUGCACUUGACCAGAAUGCUAUGAGUAAUAUAUGCACAGGCAGUGUAACUUUUAGAGAAGUCCAUUUGAGAUUGAAGGCAAGGACAAUUAGGAGGAGCACGCCGAGGGUGACGACAAGGGAGAAGAUCCAGCAGCAGCUGUGGCAGUUACUUGUAUGUCAUGUUUAAAUACAGUCCAAGUUUCUACUGCCAAUACUCCUACUUCUACUAUUAACAUUCCUACUACUUCUGAAG
Lolium rigidum is the source of this 634-nucleotide messenger RNA. RefSeq lists its product as uncharacterized. Lineage: Eukaryota; Viridiplantae; Streptophyta; Magnoliopsida; Poales; Poaceae. The record is from RefSeq and is a predicted model, not a curated record. The coding region runs from base 212 to 568 and encodes 118 amino acids. The transcript has 6 exons.